Leguminivora glycinivorella is the source of this 586-nucleotide messenger RNA. Its product is annotated as protein O-mannosyl-transferase TMTC1-like. Gene Ontology annotation, molecular function: mannosyltransferase activity. The transcript is spliced from 3 exons. The coding region runs from base 134 to 586 and encodes 150 amino acids. The record is from RefSeq and is a predicted model, not a curated record. Gene Ontology annotation, biological process: protein O-linked glycosylation via mannose. Lineage: Eukaryota; Metazoa; Arthropoda; Insecta; Lepidoptera; Tortricidae.
UCGCGCCCACCUUCGCCCCCUGUCGCGUGUCGAGUACGAUCUCGAUUUGUUUCGACAAUUCUUCGUCACUAUUGUCGUUUCGUAGUGAGUGUUGGACAUCUCAACUGGUCGAAUGCUGAAAAUAGUAACCUAAAUGUGCAAGUUCCGAAAUGUGACACUGCGUGUACGAACUCUCAAGAUGAAGCGACGAGCGGCGGCGGCCCUGCCCACGUUGCGCGAGGAGUCACCACGCUUCAACCGCGACCUGGCCUUAUACGGCACGGUGGUCAUCACCGCCGUCCUCAGCUAUAUCAACAGCCUGAAUGGCGAGUUCGUGCAUGACGACAUCCCUGCGGUCGUGAUGAACCCGGAUGUGAUUGGGACGAAUCCGCUGCGGAAAGUUUUCGAGAAUGACUUCUGGGGUACGCCGAUGAGUGAUGUGAACAGCCAUAAGAGCUACAGGCCGUUGACUACGCUGUCCUUCAGCCGGCUCGUGUUCCCGUUAUAUUUGAACAAACAGAACAUCACGUGCCUCAAUUUGGCAUUCCCAGGGUGCAAUUAUCAAGACGUUGGUAAUUCGUCUCGCUCGAGCAUCAUGGAGUAUUAA